This is a messenger RNA of Triticum turgidum subsp. durum (durum wheat), 1233 nucleotides long. NCBI's taxonomy places the organism in Eukaryota, Viridiplantae, Streptophyta, Magnoliopsida, Poales, Poaceae. The record is from the annotation of a GenBank genome assembly.
AUGACCUCUCUUCCUCAGGGCGGCAUGGAGAAAACGGCGGCGGCGGUGGCGGUGGCGGCCGAAGAGGAGCCGGAGGAAGCGUGGGCGUGGACCUGGGGCGCGGGCACGGACGGGCAGCUGGGGAACGGCGGCUUCCAGGACUAUCAUCUCCCGCAGCCGCUCCUCCUCCCGCCUCGCUGCCGCGGCCGCGUUUCCUUCGUCGCCGGCGGCGGCGCCCACGCCAUCGCCCUCACAAGUGAUGGUGAAGUAUUUACUUGGGGCAGAGGUACCCAUGGUCAGCUUGGCCAUGGGAACAUAGAGAACAUCCCUCAUCCAAAGUCCGUUAAGUUCUUUGAAAACUAUACAGUAACCUGUGUGUCUACUGGAUGGAACCAUUCUGGAUUUGCUACAGAUUCUGGGCAACUCUUCAUGUGCGGAGAUGGCUCAUUUGGACAGCUUGGCACUGGUGAUACUCAGUCAAGGAACUUGCCAUUUGAAGUGCCAUCCUUUACCACAAAGCAUGUUGAGAAGCUUGCAUUUGGGAUGCGCCAUUCUCUUGUCCUAUUGAAAGAUAAUUCAGUUUAUGGAUUUGGCUCAGCAAGACGGGGACAAGUUGGCAAAUCUGCUUCCAAAAAUCAGAAGUUUUGUAAUACUCCUAGAUUAAUUGAUGGUUUUCCAAACUGCAAAAUAGUGAAUUUAUAUGCCAAUGGAGAUCAUAGUGCUGCAUUCGAUGAAUCUGGCCAGUUGUACAUCUGGGGAAGAGCAUUAGUUGGUGAACAUGAUGAUGACCAACCUCGGGCAGCCUUUCCCUCUUUGAGUAUUUCUCAAGUGGCAUUAGGAUGGCAUCAUGCACUAGUUUUAUCUGGAGGUGAAUUGUACACCAUUGGUGCUUACCGCCAUCAGAAAUGUGACCCUUCUGUGUCAGAAAAUGCAGUAGCGCAGAAACUGAAUCUUACCACAACAAGCAGUAAACAUCAUGAAUCAUCUUCAGUGUCAAAUUUAGCGAAGGUGCCCUCUAUUCAUGGACAGCAGGUGACCCAGAUAGCAGCCGGCACUGAACAUUCAGCUUUGGUGACAGACAGCGGAGCAUUGUUCACCUGGGGCUGGGGAGAGCACGGGCAACUGGGCUUGGGAGAUACUUGUGAUCAGGUGGUUCCUCGGAGAGUAAAUCUAGGCGACGAGGGCUCACGUUCUUCUGCUUCGCUCAGCGUGUACUGUGGGAGCGGAUUUACCGUCGCCGUGAGCCUGCCUUAG